CAACUCACCACCACCAAUGGCCAACGCGGAUGGUUUUGUAGUCGUUUUUCAGGCAUCUUAAUUUUACGAUAAACGCUAUCGGCAUCCCUUAUGCGAGAACUAGUUGCCUUGCCUACUACUUCUUUGCUAGCAGUUCUUGCUCGAGUCUUAUGCUCCUUCUUUUUCUGCCGAGUGAGCUCCUGCCGCCUCGCUUGCAAUCACAGUGCAGGUACCUACCUGAGGUGGCCGGAUCAAAGGGAAGCACUUACUUUGGUAGAACAUUCGUUGGUACAUUCGAUGUUCAUGGGCUCACUUCCUCCCUACUUUUUUCUUGUCUCUUAGGUGGUAGUUCGAGAUGACCUCAGGAGCUUUGCCCAGAUCUUGAAUGCGUUACUACCAAGCUCGAGCGCUUUUAAAACUCGCACUUAUUAAAAUCAU
Messenger RNA from Xylaria bambusicola, 417 nucleotides. RefSeq lists its product as uncharacterized. Lineage: Eukaryota; Fungi; Ascomycota; Sordariomycetes; Xylariales; Xylariaceae. The coding region runs from base 91 to 321 and encodes 76 amino acids. The transcript is spliced from 2 exons. The record is from RefSeq and is a predicted model, not a curated record.